CUUGUUAGCUGCGAAGACGCUGCGCCAAGUACAUCGCGAAAGCAAACUAUUGUUUUCUCACGUCCUGAGCCACGGUGCCAGCAAUGGAGAAACUCUGAGGUGAUGAUCGUGCAACCAGGACGGGGGGCAAGCUCAUGCAAAGCCAUCUAUGCGGGAGAACCCAGGGCAUCCUCAGCCCCGCGGAUGGUACCGCAAAUGUGCAUGCAGGCCCGCUAUUCACCCCAGAUGGUACUUCCUCACAGCCCUGUACCACGUGUACAAGUGGUGGUGCAGCGCCAAUGCUCGUCGCCUCUCUUGUCCAAGCCCAUCUUCGUGGUGUCACCAGUGUCUCCAGGCCAGGCGGCAAGGCGACAAGGCGGCCAGUCAGUUUCGAGGUCUCGAUUUCGCGCAGGUGUGAAGUGCGUCUGUGAGCCGCUCCCCACCUGGGCCGCCCCUGCCACGCCUCCGAGACGGGAGGUGCCCACGGCGGUCGCAGUGGGCGCGGGCGCAGCGGGCGCGGGCGCGGGGAUGUGCUGCGACGGCGACACGAGCGCGCCGAGCGAGGACUGGCACAAGAGCGUGUCCUCGGAUGACACCCUGGACACUCAGCGAGCCCGGCUGGAGGCCACUCGCAAGGAGCUGAUGGAGAAGAUGAGCCAGCUGAGGAAGUUGGAAGCCAGCCUCUCCUUGGCCGUUGGUGACGCAGAGGACCUGGAGAAAGAUGAGAAGCAUGAGAAGGACGAGAAGGACGAGAAGGAGGAGAAUGAGGAGAAAGACGAGAAAGACGAGAAGGAUGAGAAAGAGGAUGCGGUGCCACUGGCACCUCGCGGGCCACGAGAUUUGGGUGCCAGGCGAUCGAAAGCUGUGGCCACGGACACGGACGACUUGGUCGCUUUGUGCAAAGCGGAACGGCCGGGAGCCGUGGGGGCCGUGGGGGCCACGGGAGCCACGGGAGCCACGGGAGCCUCGCAGCCGGAGGGCGAGGGAGGGCGGAGGUCCGUGCCACGGGUGACGCCAUCGAGUCCGGGUCCGGGUCCCGCGGGUCCGUCGGGUCCGUCUGGCUCGCGGGUGCGGCGGCGCACAAACUCGCCCGGAGCCCAAAGGCCGGAGACUGGAAAAGAGAGUGAGAAGGAAUCCAAGGCCAAGGAGGCCAAAAAUGAAAAGGAGCUUCUCCAUGAGAAAGAGAGGCCAAAGAGGCAGAGUUCCUUGAUAAGGAGUGCGUCUGCCAGAUCAAGGAUAUCCCUGUUCGCUCCCAUCUCAGCCCGGUUGGGCUCUCGGACAAGUUCAAGAGCAACCAUCGGAGCCGCCGACACGAGCGGCACGAGCGGAUCGAGCGGCCCGAGUGGAUCGAGCGGCACGAGUGUGCUGGCCAGAAGCUCAUCGGCCCGCGAGCUGUCCAGGCCUGGAACUGGCAUCCUGGAGGCAGCAGACGUUGCUCGACUGGUGGCGUCGCCAGAGAUAGGAACCUUGGAUGACUUCUUGCCGAAUCCUGUGCCUCAACCGGAGGUGCUGAGCGCGAGGGCUCCAAGAGCAACUCCGGUGGCUUUCCUAGCCGAGGCAUCUGCACUCUUGCAACCGCCCUGUCCGAGCUGUAGAAAGAAGUACAUGGCGGGGGCGACCUUUUGCCACAAUUGCGGGCAGAAGCGGAGGACUCCAGCAGCACAGGCAUCUCGUCGGGGGUCAGGCACAAGUCCUCAGACCACGCCGGCGGAUCCUGUUCCAGAGGCAAGCAGGACAGGCAGCCGGAUGUUGUUUAGCCAACAGCUCACUUGCCACGAGCAGCCGCGGCAAACCCCAAGCCCUCUCCGCUUGAGGUCUACGCCCGCCAGGGCCAAAGUGCCAAAAGGUGUUGGUAAGCCGAUCUCGCCGCAGCCAACAGCUUCUGAGGCACCGGAAGGCCCGAAGAAGCCCACCUUUAAGCCCAGGGCGCGACCGCCUGACCUACUCGCAAGAGGCGGAUGAGCAAUAAGGCUGGCGUCGUUUGUUUCCAGCUCCUUCAUGCACGCUGCAGCUGCAGCGAUCUGUUUUCUGGUGGAGCUGACGACGCAAUGUGACACAACGCAAGAGAGAAGUCUUGAACGCCAUUUUAGCUCCAGCUCCCAUGCCAUCCUGCGCCCCUUUCCUCACACUUUUACAGUUCUCACCGAUGUCGAUACGCAUGGAUGACAUGCACCUGUGG
Messenger RNA from Effrenium voratum, 2158 nucleotides. The record is from the annotation of a GenBank genome assembly. Lineage: Eukaryota; Dinophyceae; Suessiales; Symbiodiniaceae.